GAAACUUCAGUCAACUAGGAGGAGGACGACAAGAAGGCGUCCAGAGACUGAAGAAAGGCAAGAGGCAAAGAUUCACACUCUUGAAUGAGUGUGAGGUACUGCCAGGGAAAGCUGUUUAAGGAGGAGGUGGUGGAGUGUCUGAGAAAGCAGAUAUUGAGUCAGUGUUAGAAAGACGGGACAGAGAGCCAUGAGGCUACACAUCCGAAAGCUGCUCCUCUCUCUGCUCACCAUCUUCUUCUUGGGGAAGCUGCUGACCAGUGUUACCUGGUACAAGACCAACAGCCAUGUGAAAUCUCACCGACGACCUCCUCGGAAGAAAAAUGCUCCAGUGUCUUCACAGCAGUGUAAAAACAGCAGCAAACUCAUCACCGACAUAACAAAACGUUAUGCUCAACCCUGGAAGAGGCAGAGAGGGAAUUACCAGAGGUUCAGCUCUCUGCUGAGCAGCAAGUGCCACGGGGCUGAAAAUGCCAUUGUUACUCAGAAAAACACUCCGCUGGGAUCGCAGAUUGUCUACAGCGGGGAACCAAAGAGGACCAUCAAAGUGACACCAAAGUGGUUCGGUACCUUUCCAAAGGAGCAUCCUUUCUCCAAUAAGAAAUUCGACACUUGCUCCGUGGUGGGGAACGGUGGGAUCCUGAUCAACAGCAACUGUGGAAAACAAAUCGAUUCAUCUCAGUUUGUAAUCAGGUGCAACCUCGCACCUUUGGACCGUGAAUUGGAGAAAGAUGUCGGUAAGAAGACCAGCCUUGUGACAGCAAACCCAAGCAUCUUCGUCCUGAAGUUUCAUGCUCUCAGAAGUCGCCGUCGUCAGUUUGUGGACAGUCUGCGCCGCUUUAAAGACUCCAUGCUGCUCAUGCCAACCUUCUCCUAUGGGUUGAACACUCAUCUGUGUCAGCGGGCCAUCCAAGCCAUCAAAGACCUCAGUAGUCCCAUUAGACCGGUCUCUUUUAACCCCCAGUAUCUGAGGAGUCUUUCGGCUCACUGGCGCUCCCAGGGCCUGAGGGAAGCCCGGCUCAGCACGGGCUUUAUGAUGGUUAAUCUGGCGCUGGAACUGUGCAACAGCGUGGAUCUGUACGGAUUCUGGCCUUUCAGUGUCCACCCUCAGGACUGCCACCACCUGACGAACCACUACUACGAUAACAUGCCGGUUCGAAAGAGACUUCACGCCAUGCCAGCCGAGUUCGACCGCCUGCUGAAGCUGCACAGUCAGGGCAUCCUCAGGAUUCACCUGGGAGAUUGUGGGCAGUGAAGGGCAAGGGCUCGGCGAUAACGAGAUCAAGAUAUGUGUUGCGAUAUAACUUUUUAAUAGAUUGCAUUUGUGCAUGCUUUGACAAACAAUACGAACAGCCAGUGAUUAUGUGUGUCGCACUGUGCUGCACCAGUCAUGAGGCUGAGUGUCGCGAAUUUAAUCAUUGGCCUUCCGCACCUCCAAUGUUUGACAGAGAAAAGACAAAUUAAAAAAAAAUAAAACAAAAACAAACCUGAAACAAUUAUACAUUGUUACAUGUCAUGCUUAACUUUGAGAGAAAAUACACAUUUAAAUAAAAAUUAGGCUUCUGAUAUGUUCAAAUCUCACAACAGAGUAACAAGAAUCCUUCAAAACUGAAAAGCAGGUCUCAAAGGAAAAAAAAAGUAGUGAAUAGCUGACUCCACCUUUCAGCAGCCACAGUGUUUGCACUGUGAUUUUGUGACUUUUAUAUAUGUAUUUAUUCUAGAGGUGUCCCCGACUAAGAAUUUCUAUAGUCGAAUCUGAUUCGUCCGAUUCUGCCAAUAGU
Molecule: messenger RNA, 1778 nt
Organism: Salarias fasciatus (jewelled blenny)
Lineage: Eukaryota; Metazoa; Chordata; Actinopteri; Blenniiformes; Blenniidae
Product: alpha-2,8-sialyltransferase 8F-like
Exons: 7
Coding region: 188-1252 (354 amino acids)
Biological process (GO): N-glycan processing; oligosaccharide metabolic process
Molecular function (GO): alpha-N-acetylneuraminate alpha-2,8-sialyltransferase activity
Source: RefSeq, a predicted model, not a curated record